Messenger RNA from Trichoderma harzianum CBS 226.95, 804 nucleotides. RefSeq lists its product as hypothetical. The annotation marks the transcript as partial. Gene Ontology annotation, molecular function: transporter activity. The record is from RefSeq and is a predicted model, not a curated record. NCBI's taxonomy places the organism in Eukaryota, Fungi, Ascomycota, Sordariomycetes, Hypocreales, Hypocreaceae. The transcript has 2 exons. Gene Ontology annotation, biological process: transport.
CACACACUAUUGAAGAUUCUUUCGGCCGUCUUUCUUGGCCUGACUCUUCUCAACAGCAUCAUCCACAUUACGAGACAUCUUGCCAGAUACACCGCUCCGAUCCAGCAGCGACAAAUAAUUCGUAUAAUCUUGGUUCCUACUGUCUUUGCCAUAUUCUCUUUUCUUUCUGUACUAUUCUACCAGACGUCCAUAUAUUUGCGUCCAUUGGCCGAGAUCUACGAAUCCAUCGCCAUUCCCGCCAUUUUCAUACUCUACGUUCAUUAUGUUUUCCCUGGUAGCCACUCAUGGCGGGAACUCUUUUAUCGGCUUGAAGACCCAUAUAGUAGAGAGGCCAGCAUUGCGGGCGGCGAUGUGACUUGGUUCAAACGUACCUGCGUCUUCGUUUUUCAAUAUCCAAUCUCAAAGACAACUUCUUCGAUUGUGGAGAUUGCCACGCAAGGCGCUGGAGUGUACUGCGUCAAUUCGCUGGCUCCGCGCCAUGCACAUCUUUGGUGCGAGAUCAUAAAUGUUGUGUCAAUUGUGUUGGCCGUGCCGCAUGUCAUUCGCUUCGAGCGCCGGAUGAAGGAACACAUUGAUCCAACCCGCAAGCCUGGAGCCAAACUGUGGACCUUUAAAGGUUUCGUUUUCCUUCAGUUUGUACAGUUGAUCCUCUUUGGGUUACUGAAUGGCCGACUCUCUCACCCAACUGCGUCUAUUACUUUCAAUGACCUGUAUUAUGGCAUUCCUGCUACUCUGACCUGUAUAGAGGCGUGGAUUUUCACGAUUAUUUUCAUGUGGUCUUUCUCAACGAAGGAGUAUGCGCCC